AUGGCCGACUUCUUCAACCUCAAAGCCCGGCAACAGGCCGCUGCCGUGGCCGGUUCCUCAAAAGCACCCGGUACCAAGCAACAAGCGGACCGGCUGCAACCAUGGGUCGAGAAAUACCGCCCAAAGACUCUCUCCGAAGUCACAGCACAGGACAACACGAUCCAAAUCCUCUCGCGCACUCUCCAAUCCUCCAAUCUCCCGCACAUGCUCUUCUACGGGCCGCCAGGCACCGGCAAAACAUCGACGAUUCUCGCUCUCGCAAAACAGCUCUACGGGCCCGAACUCAUCAAGUCACGCGUCCUCGAACUCAACGCCUCCGACGAGCGCGGCAUCAGCAUCGUGCGCCAGAAAGUCAAGGACUUUGCGCGCCAGCAGCUCAGCUCGGCGCCCACACACAACGUCAUGACGGAGGACAAGGACAGCGCCGAGGGCACCAAGAUGGUACGCUACAGAGACAAGCACCCGUGUCCGCCAUUCAAGAUCAUUGUCCUGGACGAGGCGGACAGCAUGACGCAGGACGCGCAGUCGGCCCUCCGACGAACCAUGGAGACAUACAGCAAGAUGACGAGAUUCUGCCUCGUGUGCAACUACGUCACGCGCAUCAUCGACCCGCUGGCGUCGCGAUGCAGCAAGUUCCGCUUCAAGAGCCUCGACCAGGGCAACGCCGUGAAGCGCGUCGACGACAUUGCCCGGCUCGAGGGCGUGGCGCUCGACACGGGCGUCAGCGAAGAGCUGGUCCGCGUUGCAGACGGCGAUCUGCGCAAGGCAAUCACCUUCCUGCAGUCGGCUGCGCGCUUGGUAGGCGCCAUGCAGACGCCCAGGGGCACGACGGGCCGCAAGCGUAAACGCAUCGUGGAUGCCGACGGCGACGACAUGGACUUCGACUCCGACACCACCCUCGUCGACAUCCCGGACAACGCCAACACCAACACCAACACCGUCUCCCUGCAAGCCAUCGCCGAGAUCGCAGGCGUCAUUCCUGCCGCCACGCUGACCACCUUCUCGGACUCGCUGUUCCCCACUUCCUCGGCCCGCAGUAUACGGUACAACGAGAUCGCCAGGGUGGUGCAGAACAUGAUUGCCGAGGGCUGGAGCGCAACGCAGACAGUCAGCCAGCUGUACGAGCACGUCAUGUUCGACGAGCGGGUCGAGGAUAUCAAGAAAGUGAGAUUGGCCGCCGUCUUCAGCGAGACGGACAAGAGGCUUGUGGACGGCGGAGACGAGCAUUUGGCUGUGCUGGAUCUGGGCGUCAGGGUCGCGGGUGUCUUGUGUGGAGCUUGA
Messenger RNA from Ascochyta rabiei, 1281 nucleotides. Its product is annotated as Subunit of heteropentameric Replication factor C (RF-C). Gene Ontology annotation, molecular function: ATP hydrolysis activity; DNA binding; DNA clamp loader activity. The transcript is spliced from 2 exons. Lineage: Eukaryota; Fungi; Ascomycota; Dothideomycetes; Pleosporales; Didymellaceae. Bases 1 to 1281 code for a protein of 426 amino acids. Gene Ontology annotation, cellular component: nucleus; DNA replication factor C complex. The record is from RefSeq and is a predicted model, not a curated record. Gene Ontology annotation, biological process: DNA-templated DNA replication; DNA repair.